GACCGCUGCGCCGUCUAGCGGCAAGAUGCCGUACUUUCCGUAGGACGUUCGAGUUCGGGCGUUGUUGAUGCGACGCCUGUUCCUUCCGAUCGGCUUCGUGCGGCUCGUAUCACACUGUGCCCGCUAUCGCCUCAUGUGUACCACAGUACACAUAGUCAAUGUGGAGGCCGCGCAGCAAUGUGAACUGUUGUGUAACCGGCUGUAAGAGCACCUACCGCACCGUCUCGGACUCGGGUCAAAGGCUACGCUUCUUCAGCUUUCCUGCCAAGGCGUACCACGCUAAACGACGUAACGACUGGAUAGAACUGGUCAGGCGAGCCCGGGGAGACACAGACGGCACUUGGUCACCGACAAAAAACUCGAGGAUCUGCUCCAAGCACUUUGUUGGCCAUGAAAAGGGCGAAGAUCCAAGGGAGGUCAACUACAAUCCGACCAUCUUCGAGCCGAUAAGCAAGGAACAAGCGUUACACCAGAAGCUCUACGCCUUUUACACUAAGGGAGGUUCGAAGAACGCAGCAGCAGGUUCAACUCGCAAGAGACCCUCGAAAAAGGCAUCGAAGGACACUAACAACUCGGCUACGCAAACGACCGUGAAAAAGAUGCUGUCCUCAGUAGCUCGCACAACUGCUACAACCGCGGUGACACAGCCUCCCCAGAAGACAGUUUGCAAGCCGGCGUCAGUCGACGGCGACCUCGGAACCGUCACGCUCGACGACUUCCUCCGUGAGUGGUCCACGGAUCCCUUCCCAAAGUUUGUUGCACCGCGCCUCGCGGGCAAUGGCAAGGGCGGCGGCGGUGAGUCGAAGGAGGCCGCUGACCGCAAGGGCUUCGAGUGCCCCGUGUGCGGCGACAAGUAUGGCUGCUCCCGAAGCCUGCGGCGCCACCUCUCCCGGCGCUCGUUCCUGGCGCGGCUGCCGUGCUGCAAGUGCCGCUCGUGCCACCUGGCGUUCAACCGCUGCACCCUCAUCAUGAGGGCACAGGGCUGCCACAUCAGGGCAAGCGGCGCGACACUGUCGGCGCUCGGCCCCGGGGAGACCCUGGUGCCCGUCGAGCUGUCGCAGGACGGCGGCGGGACACCGGGCGUGGCGCAGGAUGACGUGCCCAUGACGGUGCUCGAGAAGGUCCUCCAGAACGUGGUGUGCUCCGAGUGCUUCGUGGAGCUACGUGAUGCCUCCGCCCGCGAGGACCACUUCCACCCGUCGCGGGGCAACCUGCUCCGCUGCGCCAGCUGCCCGAUGCUGUGCACCUCGGAAUGCGCCUUGCGCGCCCACCGGCGGCUGCACCUCCAGCGGCGGCCCUUCGUCUGCCCCGAGUGUGGCCUGCGGACGGAGGAGCCCUGGGCGGCGUUCCACCGCCACGUCUGUCUCCACUGCCACCACUUCGACCGCAUCGUGGGCUACCACUGCCAGCUGUGCCCCGCCCUGCUGCUCGAUCAGAACGAACUAGCGGCGCACAUCGUGGACACGCACAGCAGCGCCCUGCACAAGUGCCAGGCGUGCCCGAUGGCCUUCGUGAGCUUGGACAACUUCCACCAGCACCGCAAGUCGGUGCACCCGAAGCUCCGCUCCACCUGUUGGCUCAUCCUCAAGUGCCCGCUGUGCGAGGCCGUCUUCGCCUCGUCCGAGCUGCUCACCUCCCACGUGGGGAACCACCUGGAGCGGUGCGGACGCUCCCUCUUCAAGUGCACGGCAUGCGACUCGCUCCAGCCCACGCGCGCCGACCUCAUCGCGCACUUAGAGAAGCUGCAUCCUGGAUUGCACGAGCCGUCGUCGCUCGUCGCGGAGGAGCGGGGCUUCGCGGUGGCGGUGGUGGCGUCGUCGGAGGGUGUCGCAGGGGCGCCGUACUCGGCCGGCGUCAAGAAGGAGGAAGUGAUUGAACUCGAUGACGACGACGACGGCGAGGACCAGGACAGAGAGGAGGUGAUAGACGAGGAAGCAGUUCGCUUGGCCAGAGAGGCAAAGCGGCAGGCAGUCACUAAAACGUACAGCCCCAAGAAGAAGGCAAGAAGCAACAGCCAAAACAGCAGCCAGAACAGCAUGUCUGCCGAGGAGCAGCAACAGCCAGAAGCGGGGCACACCAAGAAUGCCGCUCCAAACAACAACAACAACAACAGCAACGCGCGCACAUGCGCGAAGUGCGCGUUCGAGUCCGACGACCCCGCCGUCUUCCGCAAACACAUCGCAACCCACCGGCCGGCCAACCACGAGACGUUCCAGUGCCCCGAGUGCGGCCUGUGCUACGUGGUGGAGCCGUCGCUGCGCAAGCACCUCCGUGGAGUGCACCGCAUCGUCGAGAACGCGGCAGAGGACGCGUCUUCCACGGCGGUCGCGGGGAACAACGCGGGGGGCGCCUGCGCGGGGCACCGCUGCAGCGUGUGCCUGGCGACGUUCGACACGGAGCGGGAACUCAAAAGCCACACACGGACGCACGGCAUGGCGUUCCUCAAGAAGGUCAAAGCGAGCGGAAACGCGUGACAUGUGGCACGUAACUCAAGCAUUUUGUUUUUGUUUUUUUUCAUUACGUGCGGGACGAAAUCCAAUAAACGUGCCUCACGGAA
Ixodes scapularis (black-legged tick) is the source of this 2557-nucleotide messenger RNA. RefSeq names its product zinc finger protein 532. The transcript is spliced from 9 exons. The coding region runs from base 159 to 2474 and encodes 771 amino acids. The record is from RefSeq and is a predicted model, not a curated record. NCBI's taxonomy places the organism in Eukaryota, Metazoa, Arthropoda, Arachnida, Ixodida, Ixodidae.